Messenger RNA from Raphanus sativus (radish), 733 nucleotides. RefSeq names its product proteasome subunit beta type-3-A. The record is from RefSeq and is a predicted model, not a curated record. Gene Ontology annotation, biological process: proteasome-mediated ubiquitin-dependent protein catabolic process. Bases 1 to 615 code for a protein of 204 amino acids. Lineage: Eukaryota; Viridiplantae; Streptophyta; Magnoliopsida; Brassicales; Brassicaceae. Gene Ontology annotation, cellular component: proteasome core complex, beta-subunit complex; proteasome core complex. The transcript is spliced from 6 exons.
AUGCAGAUCUUCGAGUACAAUGGAAGUGCAGUUGUAGCUAUGGUAGGGAAGAACUGCUUCGCCAUCGCCAGUGAUCGAAGGCUCGGUGUGCAGCUACAGACUAUCGCCACCGAUUUCCAGAGAAUCUCCAAGAUCCACGAUCGCGUCUUCAUCGGACUCUCUGGUCUCGCCACCGAUGUCCAAACACUGUACCAGCGCUUGGUGUUUCGUCAUAAGCUGUACCAGCUUCGUGAAGAGAGAGACAUGAAGCCUGACACUUUCGCUAGUCUCGUCUCUGCCAUUCUUUACGAGAAGAGAUUUGGUCCUUACUUGUGCCAACCAGUGAUUGCUGGCUUGGGAGAAGAUGACAAGCCCUUCAUCUGUACCAUGGACUCCAUUGGUGCCAAGGAGCUGGCUAAAGAUUUUGUUGUGUCUGGAACUGCUUCAGAAUCAUUGUAUGGUGCCUGCGAAGCAAUGUACAAGCCUGAUAUGGAAGCGGAGGAACUGUUUGAGACGAUAUCGCAAGCGCUUCUCUCGUCAGUUGACCGUGAUUGUCUAAGUGGUUGGGGAGGCCAUGUUUACGUUGUAACACCUACUGAGAUUAAAGAGAGGAUCCUAAAGGGAAGGAUGGAUUAAUCUAAUCCAUCAACAUCAUCUGCUUCUAUCCAAGUUAUUGUUUUUUUCUCUGUAAUCCGGAUCUAAGUAGAAUAACUAUCGCAUCCCGGUUUAAUCGUAGAACCACUCCUUGAGAUCA